Messenger RNA from Phyllotreta striolata, 1251 nucleotides. The record is from the annotation of a GenBank genome assembly. Lineage: Eukaryota; Metazoa; Arthropoda; Insecta; Coleoptera; Chrysomelidae.
AUCAUGGAUAAAACUUACAAAAUCGAUAUCGAAGAUAUCGCCAAUAAACCUCUAUUGGACGCCACAAAUCCACAGAUACUUACACCGAAUUACAUCUUAGAUAACAAACAUUUAACCAUCAAAAUCUCCCUAUCAACCCUUGACAAAAUCCUCUCCUCCACGAUCUUCUGCUUCCUCAUCGCCUGCUGUUGGCGAGGCACCUCGGGCAUCAUCGACGUCUACGGCCACUACUUCCCUUACCUCGAAUCCCUCAUCCUCAGCGUCUCCAUCUUCCUAGUAAUGGCUCUAACUCAACGCUACUUCCACAACAUAGCCUUCCAAUCCAAGUGCCUCACCUUCGCCCUCGCCAAGACCUACUUCUUCAUUGGCUACAUCGCCACUAUACUCCACUUCAGGAGCUUGUGGGCCUACUACGACGUCGUCGACGAGGAGUUUUACGAAUUCGGCGCCAGGUGGUACGUCCCUAGGUCCACGUGUAGCGUCGCGCUCCUCAUCAUAGCCUCGACUUGUUUGGCGGGAAUCAGAGGCGUUGUAAAUCUUAAUACAUCUCCUAUGAGCAUCAAUGCGGAUGUCAAAGAGGAGGAUUUUGUCGUGGAUUUCGCUUUUUUCAAGAUGGGCGAAAAAACAUUUUUGUACAUAUUAGACUGCAUAUUCUCCAUAUUGAUAGUGGGCACAUUGGUAGUAUUCGUUUGGAGGGGCUCCUGGUUGCUGAUCGACAUAUUCCUCUUCCCCGACGAUUUCACCCUAUCCUCUUGGAGCAGUUUGGCGCUGGGAUACGCGAUAGUCGCGACGGCUUUCCUUCUGCAACCGAUAAUGCGGUACAUCUGCGAAAGAUUGACCGGCACUGCGCGAUUACUGGUCGCCGAUAUCUUCAUUAUAUUCGCCCUCUUCGGAACAGUGAACGUGUGGAGAGGCAUAUGGAAUUUACUCGACAUUUAUUUCCUACCCGAUAAUCGAGAGUUGAGCUGCUGGAUAUGCCAUUGGGUGAGCCUGAUCAUUCUGGUGCUCUGCCGGUGCUCGAACUCGCUGCUGAUUCGGGGGGUUUACAUAGACGCCGAGGAGCCGGAGGGAAAGUGCGUCAUUUUCCCCUGCUACUAUCUCAGGAUCCUCUUCGGGAAGAAGAAACUGGAGAAGUUGAAUUUGGACGCGGAGGCCAUGAAGAUACAUGCGAAAGAAAACGAAGCGACUUCGAAUAAGAUCAAUACGAUUAGUAAUACUGUCGAGGAAAAUCCUACCAAAGAACCCAAGUAA